AUGUCUUCCAGAUUAAAAGAAGAUUUCAGAAUUCCUGAAAUAAUUAUCGACAAUAAAAAUGACAUGAAGUAUCGGAGAGGCAAUUUUCUAGGAAAGGUAAAUAAUUAGCUAUUUUAAUUUACUUUUUGUUAAGUUUCGAAAAUUUAGUUUUUCUAUAAUUAAUUCUUCCCAGUUUAAUGUGUUCUAAGAUUUCGCCCUUUACCAUUUAGACGAUGUUAUUAUUGACUUAAACAUUUAAUUAUUAUAGUGAACAGACUAUCAGAACAGACCCAACUAAAAGGGGUUUAUACUUAAUAGAAAAAAUGUUAGUGACCAAGAGUGUAUUAUUCAGAAUCAGAGGUUUCACUAUACAUCUAUGCUAUUACUUUUUCAAGAAUGUCGGUAUUAAUCAAUAUUUUAUAUUUUGAAAUAAAAAAUUUUAAAUAAGUUGUGAUUUUCGCAUGUGUCAUAUGAGUACAUCAUUAUCCUUGAUAAUAUUCUCUUUAAAUUUUGUGAUCUGUGUUUAAAUUUUAAUUUCAACCUGUAUGCGAGAACAAUAUUAUAUGUAUCUACUUAACACUAUUUUGCUAUGUUACCUAUUAGUUGGACUCUGACAGUAAAUGCAGGUAUUGCUUCUUUAAUGAUUUUUAAUUAUUUUGUGUUGCGAUUCAAAUCACCUUAAUAUUGACUGUUUUAAAUUGCUACUGAUAUUUUUUUUAUGUUUCAGGGUGGUUUUGCAAAAUGUUAUGAACUUGUUGAUAUGAAAACCAAUAAAAAAUUUGCCGGAAAAAUUAUUUCAAAAAGAUAUCUUUUGAGAAAUAAUCAUAAAAAUAAAAUGAAUACAGAAAUAUCUAUUCAUAAGAUGUUGAAAAACAAAAAUAUUGUUUCUUUUUUAAGUUUUUUUGAGGACAAUCAUUUUGUGUACAUGGUUUUAGAACUCUGUGGAAAAAGAUCUUUAAUGGAGCUUCAUAAGUAAACAUCAUAAUAUAGUAUUAUACACAUUAAUAUUGUUAUUCAAUAACUUUACUAUCAUUUUUUUAUAUCUAUAGAAGAAGGAAAACACUUACUGAACCUGAAACUCGUUAUUAUGUGUAUCAAAUUCUUGAAGGUACAUUGUAUUUACACCAACAAAACAUUAUUCACCGUGAUUUAAAAUUAGGAAAUAUAUUUUUGAAUGAUAAUAUGGAAGUGAAAAUAGGUGAUUUAGGUUUAGCUACUAAACUUCAAUUUCAUGGACAGCGUAAAAAGUAUUAAUUGACAUUUUAUAUACAUACAUAUAUAUAUAUAUAUGUGUAUAUAAUUUGUUUUAAUGAUAUUCAUAUUAUAUACCAUUACAAUAUUUAAUAUAACUAUAUAUUAUUAUUUUUAGAACAAUGUGUGGUACUCCUAACUAUAUUGCUCCAGAAAUUCUUAUUAAAACGGGUCAUAGUUUUGAAGUUGACGUAUGGUCUAUUGGAUGUAUCAUGUACGAUAUAAAAAGAAGAUAAUACAAUUUUUUCUUAUUUGUACUAUUAAUAAUAAAUAAUAAUGUAAUAUGUUUAAGGUAUACAUUAUUAGUUGGUAAACCACCAUUUGAAUCAAAUUCUUUGAAUGAAACAUAUGGUCGAAUUACACGUUGUGACUAUAAUAUACCUCCUUAUGUAAAUAAGAAUGCCACUAUUCUUAUAAAUGAAAUGCUUCAAUUUGAUCCUAAAAAACGUCCUAGAGUUUCAGAAAUAAUGAAAACUGAUUUCUUUACUACAGGUUAUAUGCCUAAGAAUUUGCCCGUAUCUUGUCUUACAAUGUCUCCGAGGUUUGAUUCUAUUAACUAUAGAGAAUCUAUAUCAACCCGCAAACCACUUAAUGGUAAUUAAUAAUUGGAAUUAUAACCAUAUUUAUAUUUUAAAAUUUAUUGAUUCAUUUUAGUAUAAAAAUAUUAAUUUCUCAUGUUUAGUACUUAACAAUUCUAAAUCGACUUUGGCCAACGUUACUGUGAAAUCUGAAGACAUUAAGCCAUUAAUACUCAAUUUGCCAAACGGAAUUACUGGUGAAAAUGGAUCGUCUGUUGUAGAUUAUAAAAAAUUUAUGAUAUCUCUUGAAAAAGAACUAAACAAAUUAUUAAUGAGCAAACCAUCCACAAAUGAAAUGAAAAAUAUGGGUACUACACAAAAAUCUAGUUAUAAUAUAUUUGACAGUCUAAUGUAUUUAAAAUUUAGAAGAAACUACAGAUCCAGUUGCUAAACCUCUCGUUUGGGUCAGUAAGUGGGUUGACUAUUCUGAUAAAUAUGGAUUUGGUUAUGAAUUAUCUGAUGGCUGUGUUGGUAUUAUGUUCAAUGAUUGCACACAAAUUGUACUAUUAGCCAAUUUAAGGUAGUAAUUGUAUUACAAUUUAAUAUUUAAACAUUUUAAUUUUCUAUGUAUAUUUCAGAGACGUCCAUUAUAUAGAAAUAAAUGGAUCUGAGCAAUACUAUAUUAUGGAUCAUACACCACCAGCAUUAGAAAAGAAAAUGCAACUUUUGAUAUACUUUAGACGUUAUAUGAAUGAUCAUCUUAUUAAAGCUGGUGCUGAUAUAUUAGCUAAAGAUACAGAUCAACUAAGUCGUAUGCCAUAUAUGUGCCACUGGUUUAGAUCUAAUAGGUCAAUUAUCAUGCAACUUACAAAUGGAACUUUACAAGUGUGUAGAAUUUAUGAAUGUAUCAUAUUUUAAAACAUACUACAUCAAAAUUAUUUAUUUAUUUUAUUUUUCUGACUUUAUUUUAGAUAAACUUCAUAGAUCAUAGAAAAAUAAUAUUAUGUCCAUUAAUGAAUGCAGUAACCUUUAUUGAAGAAAAUAUUUUCCGUACAUACCGUUUUAGUACAAUUUCUGAAAAUGGCUGUAAUCCUGAAUAUGCUCAAUGUUUAGAAUACGCUUAUAGUAAAAUAUGUUCCAUUAUAACAAACAGUCUUACAUAA
This is a messenger RNA of Cinara cedri, 2911 nucleotides long. NCBI's taxonomy places the organism in Eukaryota, Metazoa, Arthropoda, Insecta, Hemiptera, Aphididae. The record is from the annotation of a GenBank genome assembly.